Molecule: messenger RNA, 1449 nt
Organism: Aspergillus aculeatinus CBS 121060
Lineage: Eukaryota; Fungi; Ascomycota; Eurotiomycetes; Eurotiales; Aspergillaceae
Product: glycosyl hydrolase family 79 C-terminal domain-containing protein
Exons: 8
Coding region: 1-1449 (482 amino acids)
Source: RefSeq, a predicted model, not a curated record
AUGACUACAAGGAAACUACGUGUGUCUGCCAUAGCCAGUGGGGUCCUGGCUACUGCGAGCGUGGUCAACGGCCUGAGCUUCGAGAUCCCUUCUUCUGUGCCUGCCAAUGCGAGUGCGCAGAUCGAUGCUGCGCCGGUGGGCUUGUCAUUCGAGUUCUUCGCGUUCCCCGAGUACUUCGAGCAGCUGUCCUUGACCGACGGCUGUCUGGGAGUGCUGGCCGAUGCAUAUGGAACAAGUCCGCCUAUCCGGAUCGGAGGAACCACCCAGGACCGCGCGACAUACAACGCCUCAUUGUCGUCUGCUGUAUCCUACACCGUCGCCUCGCCAGACGACGCCCCCGAGACAUUGACUUUCGGAGACUCGUUCAUGGACAUCGCAGCCAGCUAUAGUGGAUCCGUUACCAUCGGCUUCAACAGACGCCUAGACAACAUCAACAAUACCAUCGCAGCCGCCAAAGUCGCCACUUCCACAAUCAACAACCUAUACGCCAUCGAGCUCGGCAACGAGCCAAACUUCUUCACAUCCAGCGACCCCAUCGCCGACGGCAAAUCCUGGACCGCAGCCGCCGACGCCGUGUCGCAGGUUGCAUGGCAGAGCUCGGUCGGAACCGCACUCGACAAGACCGCCAUCAUCCAAGCGGGCGUCUUCUUCGGACUGGGGUCCUACGAGGUGACCAACCUCGUGGGCGAGGAGGAAGACACGGAUGCCACCCAAUACGUGCGCUCCUUCUGCCACCACUACUACCCCUACUCCGCCUCCACCGCGGAUCUCGACGGGCUGAUGAGCCACGAGGCGAUCGUGGAGGGCGUGACGGCGUUCCAGUCGCAGGUGUCUGCGGCGCAUGAUCUCGACAAGGACUUCGUGAUGGGAGAAACCAACUCCGCGACCGGGGGAGGCGGGGGGAUCAGUCCUACCUUUGGCGCGGGCUUGUGGAUCCUGGACUACGCGAUGCAAGCUGUUAUCCUGGGGAUCAAGCAACUGUAUUUCCAUCAGGGAACUAUUGGGAACUGUCCAUACUGCUGGUGGGACGAGACCGUCAACGCCCCGUUCUUUGGCGCCUAUACCGCGGCGCUGGCACUCGGGGGAGCGGCGCAGGUCGCGCAGUUGGACAGCGGCGACAGCCGGGUGGCCGCGUAUGCGAUCUACGACAGCAGCGGAGCGCCGACGCGGGUGCUGCUGUACAACUCGGAGUACUACACCUCGGGGACACGGAGCAGCGUCAACAUCAGCUUGAGCGGCCUGUCCUCGACCACCGUAUCAGCCAAGCGACUGACAGGUGAUGCGGCGACAACGACCGUGGGAGCGGGGGCCAUCACCAUCGGGGGACAGACAUUUGCCAACGGGACGUGUGCAUUGCAAGGCACGGCGGAGACGGAGACAACUACCGUGCAGAGCGGCCAAGCGACCUUUACUGUGCAAGAGUCCGAGGCGUUGCUUAUUUAUUUGUAG